AUGUAUGAUAAUAAAUUUUUACCAAAAUUAUCUCAAAGUUUACUUGAAAUUUUAGAAGAUAAUGAAUUUUAUGAUAUUACCAUUGAAGUUGUUAAUGACCUUUACGUGAAAAUUUUCCGUGCUUGCAUGGUCAUUUUAAAUUAUCGUUCUCCUCAUUUGCGAAGAAUUUUAUCAACUAACGUUAAUAAAAAGAAAGAUGAUGGAACUUUAUUUUAUCCGGAAUUUUUCAAGGAAGGCUUUCUUCAAAAGAAUAUGAUACUCGAAUAUUAUUAA
Molecule: messenger RNA, 273 nt
Organism: Rhizophagus irregularis DAOM 181602=DAOM 197198
Lineage: Eukaryota; Fungi; Glomeromycota; Glomeromycetes; Glomerales; Glomeraceae
Source: RefSeq, a predicted model, not a curated record